AUGUUUGCGUCUUGGAUCCUUCCCGUGUUUGCCGAAAAAGGACGAGUGUUUUUCCACAGUACAUACCAGUACCACUCUGUUCGUUGUGGGCUUUUGAAGUACGAAAUAGAGUUGCAGCUCCACUGGAGAUUCUCACAGAUUGAGAGACACGAAGCCGACAUCCUCUACAUAGGCUGGAUGUACGUUGUGGGAAGCAGAAUACUUCACCCGGAAGCGUCACGAUGGCCUGACAAGGAAUUUCCACUCCACGGACGACAAGAGAAACUGCUCUUUGGAGACUGCCCCAAGACUAUCAAAAAGGCAGUGAAGAAGCUUUAUUUUGGGCGUGGAUACUCAAUUGCUAACCUGGCGAGUAACCGGCGGUCCGAACACGAGACACCUUCAUCGAAUCAGAAUAGCAACAAGUCUUGGGUCGGCGACUUGCGAUUGAACAAGCUUCUAAACGAAAGCAAUCCUACAAUCAUGCUCAUGCAUCCGGGCCCCGUGAGCUUCUCGAACAUCUACGCAAACUGGAGCGAUGACGACAAGAGAGAGUCUUGUGUGGGUAGAGCAGUCUGGCAUGCGAUGCGAGAAUUCGAGCCAGUCAACGAUACGCCUGUAGACGGGGACGAACUCGGCGAGCAUUCAGGCAGUCGAGAUGAUGGAACCGAGGAAAUCGACGAAGCAGCUUCAGACGCCGGCAGUGACAUUAGCGUUCAAGAGUUCUCUUUUAACCUCAAUGCGCUCGCUGAGAACGGCAGCAACAACAACAUCAUCUUCAUGGGUAACGGAAUGUCACAGCCGGUAUCCAUCAACCACGCGCAGAUGUUUCAGCUACGUGCGGCACCUAAUGGGGGCUUCGUCUUGGGCGGCAGAGCCCCUAGCCAGGCUUCUCGAAUAGAGAUGUUGCCUCCACGGCAGUCGGAGCAUGCCCGUGCAAUAGCUUCAGCGGAAGAUGCCCCCGAACUAUGUGCAUGCGGUCUGAGUCGGUACGGAGUGAGUAUAAGGCCGAUACCGAAGAUGAAUACCAAGGCUGCCAAACUGGAACACCAAUGUAUGGGAGCGCUAUUUGUAGGGAUCGACGUGCCGGAUCGUGAUCUUGGCGACGCUAUCAAGGUAAGACGGUUCAAGAUUCCAGGUUCGCAAAGGAGGACGGAAGAAAAGUAA
Molecule: messenger RNA, 1146 nt
Organism: Alternaria rosae
Lineage: Eukaryota; Fungi; Ascomycota; Dothideomycetes; Pleosporales; Pleosporaceae
Exons: 3
Coding region: 1-1146 (381 amino acids)
Source: RefSeq, a predicted model, not a curated record